Molecule: messenger RNA, 1396 nt
Organism: Phycodurus eques (leafy seadragon)
Lineage: Eukaryota; Metazoa; Chordata; Actinopteri; Syngnathiformes; Syngnathidae
Gene: xrcc4
Product: X-ray repair complementing defective repair in Chinese hamster cells 4
Exons: 7
Coding region: 522-1385 (287 amino acids)
Biological process (GO): positive regulation of ligase activity; immunoglobulin V(D)J recombination; response to X-ray
Cellular component (GO): nucleus; DNA ligase IV complex; DNA-dependent protein kinase-DNA ligase 4 complex
Molecular function (GO): DNA binding
Source: RefSeq, a predicted model, not a curated record
UCUGUUCACCAGUCAAAACGGUGGCCAUUCUCCUGCCUUCAUGAACUCAUUCACUGCUGUGCACGUUAAUAUUUUGUCAAGUGGAAUCCACGCGUUUCCUGCCACUGACAUAUAUUCCGUAAGGAGGUUUUCCAACAGAUCGCGACACAUACUUUUUACUACCAACGGUGACAGGCACUCUGUUGGAGUGUGAGGUGCCUAAACUUGUCUGACAUCCAACGCGUUGGCAUUUCUCUCCCUCAUAAUCGACAUGAUGAGCAGAGAUUCGUCCUGUAAUCUUCUACUCAGAAGCUGUGCUGAUUUCAAAUCCAAAGCCAUGCAACGCCGCCAUCUACUGGCAUCUUUAUGUCAGUACAGUAUUCUGUAGAAGCUCGAAUUUCACAGACGAACUCGGCGUGAGCCUCUUGCACGCCUCCCUGUCGAAAAUUGUACUCGAGGAGUCUGCGGCAGUAAACGAUCGGAUUCCAAAUGAGGAAUAUAAACGUCCGGGGCAGCGAGCGAGUUAAGGACUUUUCUUAACAAUGACGACGGCGUCCGUCGCAGCGAGCGAAGCGUCCGUGUGCCGGGAGGCGGACGAACUGGAGAUGUCCGAGGAGAAGUACGUCCGGGACCUCCGGGAGGCGCUGAUGGGCGCGGGAAGCGCGGACUCUUACCGCUUCGACCUGGCGCCGCCGUCGCCGCCCGACGGCGGCGCAGCGCUCACGCUGACCUACGACAAAGUCCGGAAGGACAUCUCGUUCAGGCUGGGCUCGGUGUCGCUGAGCCCGAUCCCGGAGCCGUCGGAGGCCGUGAGGGGAUUGCUGACGCACGGUCUGGUGAGAGGAACGUCCCUGGAGCACCAGAACCAGGAGCUCCAGGAGCAGAACCGACACCUCAGACGAGAACAUCAACGUAUCACCGCAGAGCUAAAGCGCUACGCCAACGGGAAAGAAGACCUGGAGGCGGAACUUUACUCUCGCUUUGUUCUGGUGCUGAACGAAAAAAAAGCCAAGAUCCGCAGUCUUCAGGAAAGGCUCAAGGGGCUCCGGGACGUCAGCAGUGACGCGAAGAAGGAGGCGGCGGAGGGGGACCGAGCGGCGAAGGGGGAGGAAGACGACGAGUACGGUGGAAGCACCGACGACGACGACGACGACGCCGCCGUCGCGCCUUCUCACGAGGCGCGGCCCUGCUCUCCCAGCCCAUUUGACGACAGCCUGAGCGACAUCACGGAUGUGGCGCCCAGUCGCAAGCGACGCUUCCGCCACCUGGGAGCCUCGGACGCGGCCUUCAAGCGACCACACGCAAGGAGCGACUCCCCUGGAGCAACCAAUCAGCAGCCUCCGCCGCUACAGCGCCGCUGUGAUGUGUCGGCAGGAGAAGCGGAGGACCUGUUUGAGGACUUCUGACUCCCGCAAGG